AUUUCCUGCUAUCGCAAAGAAAAGUAAAAUUUACUCCUAAAUUGAAUUUCUUUUCAUAACUGUAAUUAUUAUAGAUUACAAUGUCUGCUGAAUAAUGCAUAAAGUUGUUGGCAUGUUGCUUUCUUUUUGUCUUCUUGUUGACUAACCAAACAUUUUAGUCUUUCAUCUUUAUCUCCUUUAAAAUAAUUUAAUUAAAAUUACCAAUCAAAACUACAAAUGUCCUGUAUCUCUUUCAACCUCUCUUGUUUUGAUCUCUGAGUUCUCUUUCCUUUUCAUUUUUUCCUUCUAAUCUGUCUGAUACCUAUUCUUUCCUUGCGCUUGAGAAUGGAAGAAACUGCUGGGAAUGCCGUUUUAGAAGUUGGGAAGUGCUUAAGCGCUCCGAUUGGGCGUCAGUUUAUGUACUUGUACAACUACAAAACCAACUUUCACAAUCUUAAAAAAGAAGCUGGAAAGCUGAAGGAUGCAAGAGAUGAGGUGAAGGCUAAGGUCGUUGCUGCUGAAAAUAAUGUGGAAAAGAUCAAACAGAAUGUUAAGGACUGGCAGGGGGAUGUGGAUUCCACCAUCGAAGAAACAGACAAGCUGAUUCAAGAGAAAUCAAACAGCAGUUGUUUCAACUCGAUCACUCGCUACAAAAAUGGCAGGAAAGCAUGGAAAAAGCUGGACGCUAUAACUGAACUUCUUCAGGAAAAAGAAACAUUUGGUGAAGUUUCUCUUCCCACCUCUCAUGAGGUCAUUCGGCUCACUAACAAAGAUUAUGAGGAAUUUGAUUCAAGAAGGUCAAUUUUCAACGAUGUGCUGAAGGCAGUAGAUGAUCCUGAGGUUGGAAUUAUUGGGUUUUAUGGAAUGGGUGGAAUUGGUAAAACCACACUGGUCAAAGAAGUUGGUCAUCAAGCCAAGAAAAACCAGAUCUUGGAUGAGGUGGUUUUCGUAGAGGUAUCUGAUAAACCAGAUACUAAAAAGAUUCAAGAUGAACUUGCGAAUCAGUUAGGUUUGGAAUUUAAGAAGGAGGCUGAACGAGCGAGCAAGUUGUAUGCGAGACUGAAGAAUGAUAAGAAAGUGCUUGUAAUUUUAGAUAAUAUAUGGGAACAAUUAGACUUGGAGGCUCUCGGUAUUCCUUGUGGAGAUGACUUUGGGGGAUGUAAAUUAUUGCUGACAGCAAGAGAUCUUAAUGUAUUAUGGAGUAUGGAUUCUAAGAAUAAUUUCUCGAUGGGUGUCUUAAAGGAAGAAGAAGCUUGGAGCUUAUUCAAGAAGAUGGCAGGUGAUGUGGUUGAUCAAACAAAUAAACUGAAUUUUCUGCCAAAUGAUGUAUGCAACGAGUGUCGGGGUUUGCCAAUUGUCAUUACUACCAUAGCAAGAUCAUUAAGAAACAAGAGACAUCAAUCUCAAUGGAAAGAAGCCUUGCGAGAACUAAAAAUGCCUUCUCCAACAAAGUUUGCAGGCUUGCUAGAAGAGGAAUAUUCAAAGAUAGCAUUGAGUUACAAUUAUCUAAAAGGUGAUGAGCUCAAGAAAACUCUGCUAAUUUGUAGCCUAAUGGUAAAUAAUACUACCAUUUCAAACUUGUUCAAACUCAUUAUGAGUUUAGAUAUAUUGGAAGGAGUUAAUCUUACUAUGGAACAAGCACGAAAUAAACUGGAAAGUCUUGUCUGUGAACUCAAGGAAUCUUGUUUGUUGCUUGAUGAUUCAACCAGUGAAAAGUUUUCCAUGCAUGAUGUUGUUCGUUCAGUUGCCAUAACAAUUGCAUAUAAAGAUCAUCAUAUAUUUACAGAGCGAAAUGACAUAGUGAGGGAAUGGUCAAAUAUAGAACAACUGAAAAAAUGCACUAAAAUCUCACUUGCUGAUUGUAACAUAAUUAGUGAGAUUUGGCCUCAAGGUUUGGAUUGUCCAAAACUUGAAUUUUUCUGUAUGAGGAUAAAGGGUUCCUUUGAAAUCCCUGAAGACUUUUUCGUAGGGAUGAGAAACCUCAAGGUUCUAAGUUUCCUUGACCUGAAGGUAUUGUCCUUGCCAACAUCUCUUGCUUUUCUCAUAAAUCUUCAAACGUUAUGUUUGGAUUAUGGGACAUUUUCAGAUAUAACAAUAAUUGGAGAGUUAAGAAAACUAAAGAUUCUUAGCUUGCGACAUUGUAAGAUUAAACAGUUGGCUGAGGAAAUAAGCAAAUUGACUCAAUUGAGGUUAUUAGAUUUAAGUGGUUGUUGUAAAUUAGAAGUUAUAGUACCAAAUGUUAUAUCAAGCUUAUUCCGAUUGGAAGAAUUGUAUAUGGGUGGAUGCUCUAUUUCAUGGAAGGUUGAAAUACUUGAGGAAUUGAAGCAUUUGUCUAAAUUGACGACUUUAGAAAUAGAUAUAUCAGAUGAUCAACUUUUGCCAAGAGACUUCUUUUCCAAAAAAUUGGAAAGGUACAAAAUAUCAAUUGGAAAUAGGGCUACUAAAUUUGGUUGGAGCAUCAUAGGUGGUGAUCAUGGGGAGCUCAUGUUUCUUGAAAGCUACUCAAUAAAUAAGCUUGCCACUUUAAGAACAUUGAAACUGAAUCUUAAUUCUAUCAUCUGGCAAGAGGAAUUGCAGUGCUUAUCGAAUGUUGAAUUCUUAUGCUUAGAGAAAUUGCAAGGUAUCAAGAAUGAUCUCAAUGAAUUAGACAAGAAGGGUUUUCCUCAGUUAAAAUAUCUUUAUGUCCAUAAUAAUCCUAACAUCUUGUGCAUUGUUGACUCAACAAAGUGCAUAACUCAUGAUGUCUUUCCACUCCUGGAGUCUUUAAUUUUUUUCAACUUGAUUAACUUGGAAAAGAUAUGUUAUGGUCUACCCUCAACAAAGUCUUUCUACAAUUUAAAAUUUAUUGAAGUGAAAAACUGUGAUAAGUUGGAAAAUAUCUUCUCAUUCUCCAAUGCUAGUAGAAGCCUUCCACAACUUCAAUUAAUUAAGGUGGAAGAUUGCAAGAAUUUGACUGAGAUUUUUGCUGUUAAAAGUAAAAAUAGAGCAAACGAGAAUGAGGUAAUUGAUAAGAUUGAAUUUUGUCAAUUACGCUUCUUGACUUUGACUAAUCUUCUAAGGAUUGCAAGCUUCUACUCAAAUACAAAUACUGUUUCAACAUCGCAAAAGACACAUAAAGAAUUGACAAUUGAUUUGGAGUUCAGUGAUAUUAAUUUGGAGGAUGAGGAAAUUGCUACUGUCAUCCCAUUUUUUAACAAAAAGGUUGUUUUCCCUUGUUUGGAAGAAUUAAACCUUGGAGCAAUUAAUUCUGGAAAGAUUUGGGGCAACAAACUUCCAACAACCUCUUGUUGCUACCAGAAUUUGAAAAGAUUGAUUGUGGAUGGCUGUCAAAAAUUAAAAUUUGUAUUUCCAUCAUCUAUAAUCAAAAGCUUUGAGCAGCUUCAACACCUUGAGAUAAGCUAUUGUAAAGAAUUAAAAGAGAUUGUUGCCAAAGAAGAAACAGAGAGUACUACUACAUUUAUCUUUCCAAGGGUUGCCUUUUUAAAACUAAAAGGAUUGCCAGAGCUUACAACUUUCUACCAUGGUGAAGACAACUCAAAUUGGCAGAUGUUAAAGGAGUUGGAGGUGUGUGAUUGUGACAAACUAGACAUAUUUACUUCAGAAUAUAAGAUUAACCCCAAUUUGGAGAAAUUAACCCUAAGCAGAGCAGAUGACAUGAUAACAUUGCUGCAUCAGUUUCCAGAAAACUUUGGUAGAUGUACAAUUGAGAUCCAACAGGAUAAAUCUACCAAUAUUUCAGUUGGCAUCCUUCAGAGAUCGGUUAAGCUGGAAAACCUCAUACUGAGUGACUGUUCAUAUGAAGAGAUAUUUACAUGUGGAGAGGAUGAGAAACAUACAAAAAUCUUGAUGCACAUAAAAAGUUUGGAGUUGAGUUAUCUUUCUGAUGCAAAGUACCUUUGGGGAAAAGGCUCCAAACUAGACUCUCUUCUUCAAAAUCUUGAGGUUCUAAAAGUAGGUAAUUGUGAUAGAAUAAUAAAUGUUCUGCCAUCCUCAGCAUCUUUUGAGAAUCUAACAGUUCUGAAUGUAUGUUGGUGUUAUGGAUUGAUGAACUUACUCACACCUUCAAUAGCAAAAAAUUUGGUGCAGUUGAGAGAAAUGAAAAUUGAAAGUUGCAGAAUGAUGACAGAAAUAGUAUCAAAUAAGACAGAAGAUGUAGCAGCAGAAGAUGAAAUUGUUUUCAGCAAACUGAAGUUGUUGUCACUUGAAAAGUUAAAAAGUUUGACAUGUUUCUGCUCUGGGAGUUAUGCAUUGAAAUUCCCAUAUUUGGAAGAAUUGACUAUAGAUGGUUGUCCUAAGAUGAAGACUUUCUUUGCAGGAAACUUAUACACACCAAGUUUACAAAAAGUUCAACAAGAUUGGUGGGAUAAAGGCAAAUGGAGUUGGAAGGGUGACCUAAAUACAACUAUACAACUACAGUACGAAAAAGAGGUAUGUAUUUAA
Mangifera indica (mango) is the source of this 4419-nucleotide messenger RNA. RefSeq names its product probable disease resistance protein At4g27220. The coding region runs from base 325 to 4419 and encodes 1364 amino acids. The record is from RefSeq and is a predicted model, not a curated record. NCBI's taxonomy places the organism in Eukaryota, Viridiplantae, Streptophyta, Magnoliopsida, Sapindales, Anacardiaceae. Gene Ontology annotation, molecular function: ADP binding. The transcript is spliced from 4 exons.